Lodderomyces beijingensis is the source of this 1467-nucleotide messenger RNA. The record is from the annotation of a GenBank genome assembly. NCBI's taxonomy places the organism in Eukaryota, Fungi, Ascomycota, Pichiomycetes, Serinales, Debaryomycetaceae.
AUGAAAUAUGUCCAACAUGCAUCUAGGGAGAUCAAAUCAUACCUAUCAAAACACAUUUCCCUCACCAAUCUCCGAUUAUCAGCAUUUGUACUAUCACUUCUAUCAUGCAUUGUCACGGGCUCCAUCCUUCUAUUCACGCUCUACACGCCAACAUUCCACCACAUAAUCGGACUAACUUAUUUCCAAAUCAACUUCAUCGCCUCGAUCUCACUAGGGGCAAUGUACUUGUGCUUGCCGGUAUUGGGCUAUUUGUCAGAUUGCUACGGACCGCUGAUCUUAUCAUUUUUGUCGAUGUGGCUCUUUGUGCCUAGCUACGCCUUGAAUAGCUGGCUCCUAUCGUGGAACUGUUCGCUGGUUCCCCUUUUCAGCAUGACGUUCGGCAUGAUUGGCUUAGCCACCUCGUCGCUUUAUUUCUCAAGUCUCUUGACUUGCGCCAAGAUUUUCCCCCACCAAAAGGGGUUAGCUAUAUCAUUACCCGUGACAUGCUAUGGCCUAAGCGCGCUUUUAGGAUCGCAGGUUUUGAAAAUGGACUAUUUCCAUCUCAGUCGGGAAACGUACAAGAGCGGCGAUGACAGGAGCGACUUGCUCAAUUUGGUGCGCGUGUUUAAAUUCUUUGCCGUGUUGUAUUCGGUGGUGGGUAUACUGAGCUUCAUUUCGAGUUCGGUGGCUAUCGUGGAGCAGGAUGCGAUAUUUGGCGAGAUUGAAGAUAUAAUGAGCAGCAACAAUAGCAUUCCUCCUUCUUCAGCUGCUAAUGGGACAUCUGAAGAACAGGAUGAAAACGCGCCGUUGUUGCGCGGCGAAGACUUGGCACCCCAGAGAUCGCUCGACCCACCAAACCAUAAAAAGCGAUACAUCAACUUUCUCAAGGACGUCUCCGCAUGGUUACUCCUCGUAUCGCUCAUAUUAAACGUUGGUCCAUUAGAAAGCUAUCAGAACAACUUGAGCUCCAUCUUAUCCUUCAUCAACACCGCCUCAUCGCCAGUAUCCAACAACAACAACAAUAAAAACAUAGGCACGGGAUCAGACGUGUCCGACAAAGUGAGCCUCCUCGCGACCGCAUCAACCUUAUCGCGUCUCGUGCUCGGCGUCCUCUGCGAUUUCUUCCAACAAAAGCAAAUCGACAUCCUCUGGCUCCUCGUAGCCGUGAUCAUCCUCGGCAUCGUGGGCCAAUGGUUCAACAACAUCGUGCUCAACGGCGUCGCCUACGGUGGACUAUUCACUACGUAUCCGACGGUUGUAGCGUCGGUAUGGGGCAUAGACUUGUUAGGGUCUACGUGGGGUUCGUUCAUGGUUGCGCCUGCGAUUGGCUCAAUCAUGUAUUCGUUACUCUAUGGUCUCGUUGCUGACCUGAACAAGGACAAUAUUGCAAUGUAUUUCAAAGUCACUGCGUUCUCGUUAUCGAUAAGCUGCAUCUUGGUCUUGGUUGCAUUUAGAGUCUGGCGUAAACGUGGUCAAUUAUUUUCAUAA